Messenger RNA from Musa acuminata subsp. malaccensis (wild Malaysian banana), 3013 nucleotides. The record is from RefSeq and is a predicted model, not a curated record. Lineage: Eukaryota; Viridiplantae; Streptophyta; Magnoliopsida; Zingiberales; Musaceae.
AGGACGUUUCCAACUACCUAUUUGAUGAAAUUACACGCACGCUCGCCUGCUACAUUGUUUAAGCGUAGCCAUGGGGUGUGGUGUGCAAACGUAGCGCUGCCUUCUGCUUCCGCCCACCCUGUCUUCCUUCCAUUCUUGAGAUCCAUAUCUCUCCCGCCUCCGCUUACUCCGCUCGCCCACAAGCCAAAAUACCACCCCUUUUCCUCAAACUUGUCCUCCUCCUCCGCUGCUUUCUUUCCCUUUACUUCUUCUCCUUCUUCUUCUUUCUCCUCCCACAAGCUAGUCAGAAUCCGAGGGAAGGGAAAGAACGGAUCUCUUCCCUUGCCCUGUCAAUGUAACACCUGUUUCCCUUGUUCCGUACGUUGUUCUUCUCCCUCCCCCUCGCCUUCUGCAGAAUGGGACAGGCUGAGGCUACAUGGUGUCUCUUUGUCCGGUCUUUCUCUAGUCUGUUCAUGGAGUCCAAGAUUCCGACGAACGUGUCCUGCGACGUCUGAGCUGCGCCUUCAUUACCGUUUGUUGCUGCGCGCAAGCCUGCUGCUUCUUCCCCUGUCGUCGUGGUCGUUGGAAGAGUAAGCACCAAAGAGUAUGGAGGAGGAGGACGGGAAGAAGGUCUCGGGGUGUGGCCUUCUCGUCCUUUACAAUAACAUCUUCCGCCGCGGGACCGCGAGCUCGAGCCCCGGGCACCCCACGUCGGCCGCCGAGAGCCCGAAGCUGACGGCGUCCGACUCCAAGCGCCGACGCGCCGCGUCCGACGAGGCCUCCCUCCUGGUGCCCGCGAACGCGUCCCAUUUGCCCGUCGCGCCGGCUCCGCAGAAUCCCAAGGCGGUCGCCCCGGGCUACCUCAAGGCCUCCGGAAGGCCGGCUGGCGCGCCCGCGGGCAACGCGGGCCGCGCGCGCAAUCUCGGCCUUGCGGGCGAGCUCGACAGCAUGAUUAACGAUCACCAGCGCUCCAUGGGCAGCAGCACCCUCGUCCGCGCGUCCUCCGGCAACGUCAUGGUCUUCAGCAACCUUGGCAACAUCCGGGCGCCCGGCGCCGUCACCCCCAACCGGAACGUGCUCGAUUUCCUGCCCAAGACCGCAAGCGAGAAAGGGGGGAUCCCCGACGGCAACCAAGGGCCCAGGUACACCAAUGGCCCCGCAGGCCACGCCCCGAACAGCAGCGCCGUGGAGGUCGCGGCGCCCGAGGGGCUGUGCCGGGCUCUGUCAAAGAGACUGGAGCCGGAGGAGCUGAAGGAGAUGGGCAACGAGGAGUACAAGAAGGGGAGAUACGCCGAGGCGGUCGCGCUCUACGAUCGCGCCAUUCUUAUCGAUCCGGGCAAAGCAUCGUACUGGAGCAACAAGGCUGCUGCCCUCAUGGCCAUGGGCCACCUUCUCGAGGCCGUCAGUGAUUGCAGAGAAGCAGUACGCAUCGAUCCUUCUUAUGCCAGGGCGCAUCGGCGAUUAGCUACAUUGUAUCUCAGGUUGGGAGAAGCUGAGAAGGCAAUCCACCAUUUCAAGCUAGCACGAAAUGAGACGACCUCUGAGGACAUUGCGCAAGUACAUCGCCUCCAAAACCAUCUCUCCAAGUGCAACGAAGCCCGCAAGCUACGGGACUGGCACUCGGUGCUGAAAGAAGCUCGUUCUGCUGUCUCUUCCGGUGCCGAUUCAUCUCCCCAGGUCUCUCAGUUACACUCUCUUACUCAUGCAGAGAUGAUGCACUUCCGAUUGAUAUAUCUAUCCGAGCUACUAAAUCUUGUCUGUUGUGUUCCAAAGAUCGUGGCUGCUCAUGUAGAGGCCCUCCUAGCGCUCGGCAGGCAGGAGGAGGCAGAAACGACAUUGAAUUGCGCCCCAAAGUUCAACAUCGAUGCGUCUACAAAGUUCUUUGGGGCUUCCAGAAGUGCACAUCUGCUCUCAGUCAGAGCACAGAUUCACUUGGCUACAGGAAGGUCAGAACCAAACUCUGUGCUCCUCUUCUACCAGAUCGAAGAGUAUGCAGAUCGUUUAUGCUUGGAUUUUGUUUCUGUAAGGUUUGAGGAUGCUGUUGCCGUAGCUCAGAAGGCUGCUCAGAUCGAGCCGAGCAGCAGAGAGGUCGGUGCGGUGGCCCGGAAGACUCGAGCUGUGGCAUCAGCUCGUUUGACGGGGAAUGACCUCUUCAAGGCUUCCAAGUUCAGGGAGGCUUGCGUGGCGUACGGGGAAGGCCUCCACCAUGACCCCCAAAACGCGAUUCUUCUCUGCAAUCGGGCGGCGUGCCGGUCGAAGCUUGGGCAGUGGGAGAAGGCCAUCGAAGACUGUAAUGCUGCUUUGAACAUGCGUCCUUCCUACACCAAAGCUCGUCUCAGAAGAGCCGACUGUAAUGCAAAGUUGGAGCGGUGGGAGGCAUCAGUGCAAGACUACGAAGCACUGAUCGACCAGCUUCCGGGCGACGAGGAGGUGGGCAAGGCAUUGAGUGAGGCUCGACAGCAGCUCAAGAAACAGAGAGGUGAAGGCAGUAUGGACACCAAGGUUGGUGCCAACUUCGUCCGUGUCACUAACAAAGAUCAACUCAAGCAGUUCAUCAUGGCACCAGGGAUCACUGUUGCAUUAGUCUUCAACAAAUCUAGUGAACUUCCAAGCCAAACAAUUCCUUUCAUGGAGAAAAUGUCCAAGCAACAUCCCACUGUUAAUUUCCUCGCGAUGGAUCUCAGCCAAAGCCCGUUGUUGGAGGAGUACGGUAGCUAUGGGCCGGUGGCGUUCAAGGUGUACAAGAACGGCUCCACGGUGAAGGACAUCGAUGGGCUCGACCAGGAGCAGCUGGAGAGCUCGCUCAGAGCACUCAGCAAAUGAGGAAGUCAGCCGACCAAAUCAGAGAAGAAGUGUAAAGAUAGCGAAGCUGUACAGUGUCUGAACAACCCUACCCCGUGGUGGUGCAGAUCGCCACCACCGUCUGUCUCCUCGAGUUCAUCUGCUGCAGCCAACAUUUGGGGAAGGAAAGCACAUGAUAGAACUAGUAGAGCCUUUUUGUUACUCAUCCGACCCUGAACAAUGACUCUCUCUC